AACACACGCGAAACGAAGGACCGGCGUGGUGUGGUGAACGCGUCUUUUGUGGAAGGAAUGCAUGAAUUCGUUGCCUUCAAUGGGAUGAACAUCAUUCUAGGCCUCAUCUCGUUCAUGGUCAACAUCUUACUUUUAUCCGUUCUACUGGGCUCUCCAGUGUUAAGAAGGAAAACUGAGGUAUUGCUACGAAUUCCGAUGGAAAGUCUUCCAGAUGAUUUGCAUAGAGCUCAAUAUACACCAAGUGACUUUUCUUCUUAUGUGGUGUUGAAGGUGAUCGACACGCUUUCGAUUCCAGUGCGGACGUGUUGGCAAUGCGCCACUGAGCCGUGGGUAGUAUUCAGAGUAUACGGUAAACGCCUUAUUAUAUUGAAACUAUAUUCCCAAAAAUAUGCAAAAAGGAUAAACAAAAGGCGUUCGAUGUUCAUCAGUGCGAAAUUCUGGUGCGGAAGGAAGGCUUCCUUUGGCGACUUUUACGCAUCAUUCAUAUAUUUUAUGGAUAUUUUCGGUUAUAUCUUCAGCUUUAUACUAACUACAACUUCGUAUUUUAAAAUCGCUCUCAUCGAUCAGUACGUUGGAACUGUAGCUGCUUUCAUAGCUAAACCGACCAUCUAUCUGACAUGCAUCAAUUCAAUGCUCGGAAUUUUCGUCUGCUUGGCUCUGUACGGCGAGUUUCGGGUGGAAUUCAUUAAAGUACUUCGUAUGGUAUUUUUUCGUCAUCGGUGA
Angiostrongylus costaricensis is the source of this 723-nucleotide messenger RNA. Lineage: Eukaryota; Metazoa; Nematoda; Chromadorea; Rhabditida; Metastrongylidae. The record is from the annotation of a GenBank genome assembly.